Coturnix japonica (Japanese quail) is the source of this 1684-nucleotide messenger RNA. RefSeq names its product RAB3A, member RAS oncogene family (gene RAB3A). Gene Ontology annotation, molecular function: GTP binding; GTPase activity. Lineage: Eukaryota; Metazoa; Chordata; Aves; Galliformes; Phasianidae. The record is from RefSeq and is a predicted model, not a curated record.
CGCUGCGGGGAGAGCGGGGAGGAGAUGGCGUCCGCUACAGACUCCCGCUAUGGGCAGAAGGAAUCCUCGGAUCAGAACUUCGAUUACAUGUUCAAAAUCCUCAUCAUCGGUAACAGCAGCGUCGAAACCUCGUUCCUAUGUUCCGUCGUACGGCGCGAUGAUUCCUUCACACCUGCCUUUGUCAGCAUACCGGUCGGCAUCGACUUCAAGGUCAAAACCAUCUACAGGAAUGAUAAACGCAUCAAACUGCAGAUCUGGGACACGGCCGGGCAGGAGCGGUACCGCACCAUCACUACAGCGUACUACCGAGGAGCCAUGGGCUUCAUCCUCAUGUAUGACAUCACCAACGAGGAGUCCUUCAAUGCCGUGCAGGAUUGGUCCACCCAAAUCAAGACGUACUCAUGGGACAACGCGCAGGUGCUGCUGGUGGGGAAUAAAUGUGACAUGGAGGAUGAACGUGUGGUGUCAGCUGAGAAGGGCCGGCAGCUCGCUGAGCACCUGGGCUUCGAGUUCUUCGAGGCCAGCGCCAAGGACAACAUCAACGUCAAGCAGACCUUCGAGAGGUUGGUGGACAUCAUCUGUGAGAAGAUGUCUGAGUCUCUGGAUGCAGCCGACCCCGCUGUCACCGGCGCCAAGCAGGGCCCGCAGCUGUCGGACCAGCAGGCCCCCCCCCACCAGGACUGCGCCUGCUAGGACCCCCCCCUAUUGUAACCUCCCCCUCCCCUUGCCUCCCCCUAUUUUCCCCUUGGGGGGGGGCACUUUGCUGCUGAUACCUCGCAGGUAAAAAAGGGCCGCGGUCCCUCUCAGAGCCUGCCCUGCUCCCCCCCAUCAAUUAGGCUGAGCCCCCCCCCACCCUUAUUUAUUUUUUAAGCCUGGGAUGGUAGGAGGAGAAUCGCCCCCUUCUGCAUUUCAUCCAUCACUGUCAGCCCAAAUUGCUCCCCAUAAAUAACCAUUGUGGCCGUUUUGCUCGCAGUCCCUGGGUUGAUGGGGAGGGGGACGGGACCCCAACCCCCCCCCGCUCCCAUUCCUUACAUAGGGUCCCAGCGGGGCCCUGGGGGCCGUUCCCCCCCUCUUGUUUAUUUGUACAAAUAGCUGCUGAUGGCUGCUCCCGCUGUCUUCCUCCUUGUACAUAACAGACUCCUUGUAAAUAGCCGUAGCUGUGUGCGUGAACCUGCUGUGCCGUGGCCGUGGUGAUGCAUUCCUUUGGUCCUUUCAUUCCCUCUAUCACCCCCCAACCCCUUCCCUCCACCCAAACUCAGUGUGGUUUCUCUUGCUUGUGAAAUAUCACUUUUCAAAGCUCUUAUUUAAAGGUAAAGAACCAAACUCAACGGGGUUGUGGCCACCCGGCACAUCUCCUGUGUGCCCAUAUAGCAACGUGCUUCUGUGAGACUGUGAAUACGUGGAUAUUGCUAUAGCAAUGACUGCCCUGGAGGUCUUGCAUCCCCCUAUUUAUUUCUCCUGGAGCUGCGUCUUUAUUUUACAGGUUACCCCCCCCCCCUCCUCCCUGUGGUCCCAUUUUCCCCCCUUUUACUCCUAUUUUUUGUGACGUUUACUUAUGGAAGAGUUCCACUGUACUGUACAAAUGUCCAAAGUGUCAAAAGAAAAAAAAAAGAGAGGACAAUUUCCUAAAAAAUCACUGUAUUAAAAGAAAUGUCGUGAAGAAAUAAAUCAAUGCUGAUCAGGA